AUGGGUGCUAUUUUGCGCCAGGAAAGACAAUCUGCCGAUGAUCUUAUUGCUGAAGUUGCUGCUACUCCGGAGAAAUCAAAAGUGCACGAGGAUGCUGAAGAAAUGUCAGUUAGUUUUGAAGAAGAAGGAGUUGAUGCAGGUCAGAUAUCUGUAAUUAGAGAAAUGUUUGCUACACUUCCAAGUGACCGUUUAAAAGUGACUGCAGUAGUAAUUUCCUUGUUUCAUGGGCCAUUCUCAGUGGCAACAGCUUCCGAAGUUCUCGGUAUUGACCAAUCAGAGGCUCUUGCACAGCUAGAGGGUCUUGUGGCCAGUGCAAUAAUUUCUGUAGUCAAUGAAGAAGCAAAAGAGAGGAAAUAUGACAUUCAUCCACUCUUACAAAAGUAUGCUGACAGUUUCACGAGUGAUGAACACUUUUCCGCAGCCUACCCUGGUGAAAAACUUCACAGGAUCUUUGAGGAUCUUCAAGGAUUGACAAAGACCUGCCAAAGAUCCUUAAGGACAAGGAUCUUUAAAAGAUCUUUAAAGGAUCUGUAAAAGAUCCUCAAAGAUCUUUGUAAGCAAAAACGUUUGUUAAGAUCCUCAAGGAUUUGAUAAAGAUCCUCAAAGGAUAUUACAAAGAUCCUCAUAAGGAUCCUCAUAAAGUUCUUUUCAAGGAUCCUUCAAGAUCCUCAAGGAUUUAGCAAGGAUCUUUCAAAGACCCUCAAAAGAUCCUUUCAAGGAUCCUUUCAAGAUCUUUGUAAGGAUCCUUAAGGAUUUAAUCAGGAUCUUGCAAGGAUCCUAGUCAAGAUCUUUGCAGGAUCUUUUUGAGGAUCUUUCAAGAUCCUCAAGGAUUUAAUGAGGAUCUUUUAAAGACCUUCCAAAGAUCCUUUCAAGGAUCCUAUUAAGAUCUUUGCAAGGAUCCUUAAGGAUUUGAUCAGGAUCUUACAAGGAUCCUACUCAAGAUCUUUGCAAGAUUUUUUCAAGGAUCCUUCAAGAUCCUCAAGGAUUUAAUGAGGAUCUUUUAAAGACCUACAAAAGAUCCUUUCAAGGAUCCUGUAAAGAUCUUUGCCAGGAUCCUUAGGAAUUUGAUCAGGAUCUUACAAGGAUCCUUAAAUCAAGAUCUCUGCAGGAUCUUUUCAAGGAUCCUUCAGGAUCCUCAAGGAUUUAAUGAGGAUCUUUUAAAGACCUUCAAAAGAACCUUUUAGGGAUCCUGCUAAGAUCUUUGCUAAGAUCCUUAAGAAUUUAAUCAGGAGUUACAAGGAUCCUAGUCAAGAUCUUUGCAUGAUCUGUUCUACAAUCCUUCAAGAUCCUCAAGGAAUUGAAAAGGAUCUUCCAAAUAUCUUUAAAAGAUUCAUUUCAUGAUUUUGUACAGCUCUUUGUAAGGAUCCUUUUUGAAUUUGAUGUGGAUCUCAAAGGCAACUUUGUCAAGAUCUCUACCACAUCUCUGCAUUAUGAAUUAGGUUCCUUUGAAAUCCUCAAGUAAUUUCAAACAUAACAAAAUUGUAAAUUGAGGGCUCACUGUUUUAUAAUUUAAACACAACAAGGAAUUUUCGCAGAAAAUUAUUGUGCAAAGAGUGUAAUGAAGGUUACCGCAUAGCAACGCCAUGCUCGAGGCUUUCGGGAAACUUUGUGACUACUUACAUGACAACAAAUAGGGUUUUGCAUUAUGGGAUAGGAAUUUAUACGCGCCGAGAUUUUUAACGGUCGCAUAAAAACAUAAGAAGCUCGUUGUUACGGCAAAUAUCAUCGACAAUGGUCAGAACUAAAGGGAAAAUGUACACAGAAAUAAAAGUAAAGGAAAGGCGUUUUCUGGAGUUCAGAAACAAGCGAAAAGAGAGACAGAAACAACCGAAAUCGUCAAUCAAACUCCAAGCAGGUCUCGCGAUUGCUCUGACUCUGAGGCUGAAUGAAAAGAACUCAUUGGUACUUCUGGAAAGAAAAUGAAGAUGCCAUCCUCGCCUAAUGAUUCUUGCUCUGAGCUCUUGGAGAGUGAGGAUGCAAAUGAUGUGUUACAGGGACAAGAAUACAGGCUUAUCGAUCUAGAGAGAUUCUCCUCGACGCUCACUGAAGGACAUGUUUCUGAAGAAGGUGUGAAUUUACUUGGUUCUGUGUAACCAACUUAAAAAGCUCUUUUAGAGGUUGUCAUAUGAAUUCCCGAAAACACUUAUUUUGUAGCUCAGGAUGUAUUAGUUCAAUUAAUCUGAAGUUUUUAGGGCUGUAUCCUCUUACUGAGUUGAGUUGGAUAAGCUGACAGUUUCUCUAUAAGCUGAAUUUUAAGUAAGAUAUUGUGGAAUAACUCACCUAAUAAUCUCGGUGAACUUUGAACGGGCACUGUGCCCAUAAUAUAAACGACUCCAAAAGUUCCUCAGCUCAUCCAAAAGAAAGACCCUAGUACUUUGUUUUGACACUAAAAACACUUGAUUUCAUGCAAUCUUUGUGCAGUUAUCUUUUCUCAAGUAUACCUAGGUUUUUCACACCAUGUGGUGGACAAAUUGAUCUGAUGUCAAAUAACAACUUAGUUUAGGGCAACAUAUUAGUUAUAUUCAGUAUGUGUGAUUCCUAAGCUUUCCUUUGGUAUAUAGGUUAAUAUGGUUCAGAAAUAUAGUCAUUGAAGUACUCUUGUUUGCCUUUUUUUCAUGUUUACCCCCUCUGUAAGAGUAGUCUGAGUCUGGUCAUAGUCUAGUCCUAGACAAGUUUAACACAUAUAUUUUGGUCUUCUUAUCUUUGAGCUGGACUGUUGCCAGAUUUUUUGGAAAAUGAAAAUCUUAGUACUAACCUAAAGUCUGAACAGAAAUAGUGUAGAAGUAGUCCUACUAGAAGAGGAUGGGUAAUUCUUGUUUAGCAAUAAAAAAAGUUUUAUCUUCAUUUUUUUAUGUUUGGUUCAAUUUUUCUUUUUAACUUAGUAUGAGGAUUUAAGUAUGCUUAUUUUCUUGUCAAAAUUUCGAAGGUUCUAUAACAUUCUUGCUAAGAUCUUCAACGAUCUUCCAUUUCCUUGCCAGGAUCUUCAAGGUUCACUGACAUUCUUGUCAAGAUCUUUAAGGAUCUUCAAAUCUCUUGCAAAGAUCUUUAAUUUGGCUGUCAAAAUCUUCAAGGAUCUUUCUUUUUUUUGCCAAGAUCUUCAAAGAUCUUUCAGUUUAUUGCCAAGAUCUUUAAGGGUCUUUUAUUUUCUUUCCAAGAUCUUUAAGGAUCUUCAAAAUUUUCAAAAAGAUCCUUGAAGAUCUUGGCAAGAAAAUGAGAGAUCCUCAAAGAUCUUAACAAGAAUUUGGAAGAUCCUCAAAGAAUUUUCAAAGAUCUUUAAAGGAUCUUCAAAGUUCAUGUAAAGAUCUUUGAAGAUCCAGACAAGAUCUUCAAGGAUCUUGACAGGAAAAUGAAAGAUCCUUAAAGAUCUUGGCAAGAAAGUCAAAGAUCCUCAAAGAUCUUGGCAAGAAAAUCAAAGAUCCUUGAAGAUCUUGGCAAGAAAAUCAAAGAUCCUUGAAGAUCUUGGCAAGAAAAUCAAAGAUCCUUGAAGAUCUUGGCAAGAAAAUCAAAGAUCCUUGAAGAUCUUGGCAAGAAAAUGAAGGAUCCUUGAAGAUCUUAACAAGAAUUUUGAAGAUCCUCAUGAAGAUCCUCAAGAGGAUCCUCAAAGGUCCUCAUGAAGAUCUUGUAAGAUCCUUAAAGAUCCUUGAAAGAUUUUCACCAGGGUACAUGAAAGCAAAGGGACGCUAUUACGAACUCUUUAUGUCCAGGAUGAAGAAAAUAGCGAAACUUACAGAUCCCGAGUAUGUUAAAGCAUUUCAUUUGUUUGACACUGACAGGGCAAAUUAUGAGUUUGUUCUUGAGAUCUCCUUACAACCAGAAUAUUUCAAAGUUCCAGGUGAACUUCAUGAGAAUGCUGUGAUUGCAUCACUUUUCAUAGCAAUGCUGACUGAACGCAAAGUAGUUACCCUGUUUCAUUCCUGGGCUGAGAUGUGUGAAGAUGAUGGAAAAUCAGGUAAGGGUCAUAAUGGAUCUGACUGUCCUAAGCUUGUCUUUUGUGUCACAUUUAAUUGGAAGAAAUUGAAUAAUGAUUCUCAUGUUGUCUAGGAGACAUUUUGUCAAGAGUCAUAUCAGUAGCUCAUUAGCAUGGGUAAAAUUAACAAUUGGAAGAAUAUUUCCACUCCUAAAAGUGGAAUUAAGUAUUUCAGCUUUAAUAAUAAUGCAAAAAUUCAUAAUCAUGUUCUGCUGACAGAUAUGAUUCAUGUUUUAACCUGUAACUCCCAAGAUCUGAUGUUUAAUUCUCCCCUUUAGCUGCUAAAUAUUUCCUUGUGAAUUAGUUAUGAGAACUUAGUUCUAGAUCAAGAUAGCAGCUUCUACCUGAUAGGUUUGAAUAUUCCCAAGAUCUGAUUGUUAAUUCUCCCCUCUACUUGCUAAAUAUUUCUUUGUAAAUUGGUUAUGAGAACUUGGUGCUAGAUCAAGAUGGCAGCUUCUACCUGAUAGGUUUGAAUAUUCUCAUUACCUGUUUCCUGAAUAUUGUUUGGAUAUUACUGGGAGAAGUUUCAUGUUAAUCACUUGUGAGGAUCGAUUAAAGGGUUUACCUUUUACACCCUAACAUCAGUAUGUAUAUUCUUCAUACUGUUCUUUUAAAAUUUUCUAAGGUCCUGAGGAGGAGAAUUUUUUACAAUCAAGAACUUCUUUAGCCAGGGAAACACAAGUGUGAUGCUUUAGGGGAAAAUUAGAUGUUAGUCACUCAUAGGGAAAAAUGAGUUAAUUCAUUUGUUGCACUUAAAAUGCAGCUGUUGAAAAGAAGAGUUGCCAUGACAAUUGGUUCCAUUGGGCUAGAUACAUACAAACAUAUAAUUUGCUUGAAAGCAUAGACCCUUUAACUCCCAAGAUCUUAUUAGUAAUUCUCAUUACUGUCUGCUAUAUAAUUCUUGUGAUGUUAUAGUUCAGAGAAUUUGGCACUGGAUCAACUAAUAAUCCCCUAAUUGAUAUAGUUCUUUAUUCUCAUUGCUUGUCUCCUUGAUAUUGUAUUGAUAUUGUGAGGAGAAAUUCUCUUUGUCACUCAUGGUAGUUAAUGGGUUGCGUUAAAGCCUAGUCCUUCCUUUUUCCAGUACAUCCUGUUAAUACCUCAUAACGAAAUAAAAUAAUUUAUUGAUUCAAUGUUUCAAAAACUCAAAAAAAGUAGAGUUGUGAUGACAAUUGGUCCUGUCAUGUUAGAUAUUUGUUAUCUGCUUUAAAGCAUCAAGUUAAAGACUAGUCCAUCCUUUAGCUAGUAAAUCCUGUUACCUCAUAACUAUAAACCAAAUAAUUUAGAUUCAAUGUUCAAAAAAUAAAAAAAUAAUAAAACUCAUAGUAACUUAAAAUGUUUAUCCUUCUGAGAGAGCUGACACUAAAAGUAAAAUUUUUUUUAAUUAUAUUUCUUGAACAACUUAAAUGUGAAUGUAAUGCAUCUUGCAGUGUCAGAGAUUGGAAUGAAUGGGUAGAUUUUGUGUUUCUAAGUUGCUGAAGUUGUAAAGACUUGAAUAGUACACUCAUCUGCCCCAUUUGAGUUAAAAGUUAAAACUUCUGACUACCAUUUAAAUUAAGCAUUCAUUGUGGUACUAUGUGCUUAUCGGAAGUGGAAUGUUUUUAUUCCAGAGUUAUAAAAUUUAUUUUAAAAUUUUGGUUACAAUUCAUCUAUUUUAGUGCUUAUAAAACUUCAAGCUUAUAACCAGUACCAUAGCUGUUAACACAUGAAAGACAGGAGGCAGCACCGAGGUGAAGUGGUCAAACUGGUGGACUUAAUGUAAAGUGAUGGUAUCAGAUUAAAGUAUGAUAUCUGCUACUUACCAGAUUUGUUAUUGAAAUCUGUUCUAAAAGGGCAACCAGAUUACUUCUCACCAGCUGGGAAUUCAUACCACUUUAUGUUCAUUUGGUAUUCCUUUUGUAACAAUGAUUUUUUUUUCUCUUUUUUUACUUUCUAUUGUUUUUCUAAUUCCAAUAUUAUGGUCAUUAGUGUCAGAACAUUUAUAAUAUGUUAAUUAUCCGAACUAUUUACAGCACUAUGUAUAGUUUAGACAGAGAUAGCAUGCUGCCAAUGACAAAAUUAUUUGUUUAGAAUUAGAAGUAUCUAAGAUGCAAUUUGACUCAUAAAGCAAAGGCAAACACAAGAAACAAACAAAAAAAGUAAAUGAUACAUUUACCCUUUAACUCUCAGUAAUGAUAAACAUGUAACUUCUCCCCAUAAUAUCAAUACAUGUUCAAGCAUACAGGUAAUAAGACUACAAAAACUUAUCAGAUAAAAGUUAUCUUGUCAGCUAACAACAAAUUCUCAUGACUAAUUUGGAAGGAGAUGUUUAUAUUAGUACCUAAAGGAGAUAAUUAACAAUCAAAACUUGGGAGUUAAAGUUGGUUAACAAACAAAUUACAAGUAAUAACCAUGAUUUAGAGACUUACUUUACUCUGUGAUCGGUCCAGAAAUCUUGCAGCUGCACAAGUUUCUUGCACCUGCACUUUCUAAACCAAUCAGGUGCAAAAGUUAAACCAAUCACAACUUGGUUGCUUGCAUUAUUCCGCACUUUAGGUGUUUGGUUGGUUUUAGUUUAGUUGGCUUUUAAAGGUGUUUGCCUUUCUCCUAACUGGCCAUGGUAAUUACCUUGGUUUUGGGUUUAAAACAUUCAAUUGAAAAAUGCUCUAAUCAUUAAGAAUGAAUGCAAUUCUCAAUAAGAUUUUUAUGUAAUAGGUUCUCUUGGUAGAACACAGCUUAAGUGCUGGGAAGCCUUGCAAGUUGCAGACAUUCAUGGAACAGAGAAAGGAUUUGAAGUACUGAGGGAAGCUUUGGCUUCAAUGGAGAAAGUCAAAGAUCAAUCCACUGACACUUUCAAGCUCACUAAAGCCCUUUACUUGCACACUCAAGGUGAGAUCCUUUGGAGAAACAUUGAUUACAAGAAAGCUCUUGAAAGCUUGCAGUUGUCCUUGACAUUCUCAGAGGAGCUGCUAAAAGAGCAUACAGAUUUGGCAAGGUGCUACAAUACUGUUGGAAAUUGUUACUCCCGCCUUAACCAGCCACUGGAAGCACUUGAGUUCUAUGAAAAAGCCUAUGACAUGCAAAAGAAAUUGGCUGGCUCUGAGUAUCACGUUGAUAUGCCAAUGUACAAGCACCAAAUUGGCACAGCAUAUGAGGGUCUCCAAAAGUAUGACAUGGCAAUUGAAUAUUACAGAGAUGCAUUGAGACUUCUGGAAGAACUCAAUCUUUCGGAUUUAGGGGAUGAAGCACACUUUUGCAGAGAAAUUGCCAAUGCCCUUCUGUGGCAGGGGAAAUAUUCAGAAGCAGCUGAACCUGCAAGGCGUGCUUACAACAUUAGGAAGAAACUUCUCAAAAAUCACCCACGUACGGUUCACAGCAUUUUCCAACGAGCUAUCCUUCAGCACUGCUUGCGAGAUUAUGAGGGAGCCUUGAAACUUUACCUUGAAGCAUGGGAGAUGGAGAAGUCACUUGAUGUUGGGAACCACAGUGAGGUGUGGCAAAAAAUUAUCACUGGUGUGGAGGACAUGUGUGACUUUUUGAAGAAUGGAGAAAAGAAACAAACAUUUAGAAAAGAUGCUUUGAAGUUUUGUAAACAGUUUUGGAUAGAAAAGAAAAAGUCUCCACGAUUUGCUUUUAUUGAUUCUAACCAGGACAUUAUUGAUACCUUGAUGGAUAUUGUCAGUGAUGAGAAUGACAAGAAUGAAUUGCAAAAAGAACAGCUUUGGUUCUAUGAGGGUAUGUACAAUGCCACCAAGGAAGAACUUCAAAAGGACUGUGACCUGGAAACUGAAAGUGAUACACUUCACUACAUGUUGGAAGAAAUGACCAAGCUUCUCAACCAAAUGAUACACCUUUGUCAUCAACUUAAGGAUUACAAACGGGAGGAACUAUACACAAAUGAAUUACAGGUGUGAUGGUUUUAACUUACAUUGUUUCUUUAUGAACUACCAUACUAAUUACAAGUUUAUUUUUACAGUAAAUUUGAUCCAUCUCCUAUCACAAAAAUUACCUGCAUGCUCUACUAAAAGUGUCUUCCGUAGUCACUUGUAGUCUGCAACAAAAAGCUUUAUUGCCAAUUUAUCAAGUGGUAACAACAACAGCUUGUUAUAAGCUCCCCUUACAUGUAUGUACAAAUACUAAACAUUGUAUAACAUUUCAUAUGAUUUUAUUAUAUCCUCUCUUUAAAUCAGCUUGCAUUCAAUUUGUUAACUAAGUGCAUGACUAAUGGUAUACAUAACAUGGUAAACAGUAGAACAUUACAGAAUUUUCUCAAUCAUAUUCUACAUUAUCUACACUGACACAGUAUUAAUACAUUAACCUUUUAACUCCUAUGAGUGACCAAGACAGAAUUUUACCUUACAAUAUCUGUACAAUAUCAAGGAGACAAGUGAUGAGAAAAGAGAAAAAUAUUGAUUAGGGGAUUAUUAGUUGAUCCAAUACCAAAUUCUCCAAAUUAACAUCACAAGAGCCAAAUGGCAGACAGUAAGGAGAAUUAUGAAUGAGAUCUUGGGAGUUAAAGGGUUAACCUUUCUUCAUGACGAAGUAGGAAAACCACAAAGUAACUUAGUUUUAGAUCAGUUACAAUGUGAUAACCAAAGACUUUUCGGUAACAUCAAUUUCAGUGCUUUAAUAUAAAAAUAGCAUCAGCAUGGGUAAUUUAAGCACCACAUGAAGUCAAGUUCAUUACAAAAAAUUACUGGUUAAUUAACUGAUAAUUGAUUGCAUUCACACCCACUAUAAACCUCUUAUAAAAAAUUAUAAUUGUAUGAACACUUCUUUAAAAAAAAAACACUUGAACCUAUUUUUCAUGAUUUGAUUUUCUUUGUCCACAAAUAUUUGUUAGGGUCCCAUCAUUUGUGAUUGGAUAUGUAGAAUUCACUGGCCCUCCUAUCUUUGCAGUGUCAAUAUCAUCAUUCUUGUUCAUGUAGUUAUACUACUAUAAUCAUGGUUAUUGAACUGAGUGGAGUGUAAUUUGGUCUGAAACCAUACAAAAUUGAAUGAGUGCACAGCACAAGUUUGAUUCAAUUUUGGAAUCAAAAGUAGGAUUUCAGAACAAAAUUCUACAACACACAGUUUAAAUACCACUUUAUUACAUCAUUUUGAAAUUGCAAAAUUCAAGCCCUCAGACUUGUAGUCUGUGCUGAUUUGUAAAAAGUUGUUGUCACUCAUUUUUCUGCAAUCUGAUUGACCUUUUUUUAAUUCAAGCCUUGAAACUUGGUUGGUUAAUGUGUUUUAGUAAAGCUGUCUCACUGGCUGAGAAAAAGUUGCGAUUUAGAGAUCACAAGUGAUUUAAGAAUGGAUGUAAUAAAUAUGUAUAUCCUAUUCAUUUUGUUCUAUAUUGUUAUAUAAACAGUAGCCUCUACUCUGACUGAAAAUAUGCAAGGAUACUUGUCUGCAGACAUUACCUGUUCUGGUAUGUAAACAGUUCUGAAAGAGUGAAGCUUGAGGAAAACUGUGAGCUCUGAGGAACGAUGAUGUCCAAGGACAAAUAUACAAGUAUAUUUUCAUGCCAAAUGGAGGCUAUCAUCUUUAUUACUCUUCAGAUAUUUUUGCAAUGUGUGGAUAAAAUUUUUGCAAACAAUUUACUGUUUGCUGUGUGGGAUGUUUAAUUUUCAAUGUUCUAAGGUAUGACUUGGUAAACAAACAAACAUAUCCCUUCUCUCAUCUCCAAUCAAAUUUUAAACAAAUCCUUGUGAUACAAUUAAGCCAAUUGUGUGCAGGCAGAAACAUUUGAUGGAUUUCAUUGCCUGACACAACACUAACCACAAAAGUUACAUACUUUGUGUUUAUACCAUACUUUGCAUUUUUCAGGCUGUAAGAGAUGGGAGAGUUCCAGAGGUGACAUCACACUCAAAAGGUACUAAACCUUACAAUUGUUUGACAUAUUUCAGUAGCAUGCUUUUAAACAAUAUGUAAAGGUGCAUUAAUUGUUUCUAGAUCUAAAUCUUUUGUUGCUAGAAUACUAGUAUACAAUCCAAAUUGAAGACAUGUAGAGCUAAAGAGGAUUUCAUAACUACAUGUGUAUACAGAUCACAAUAGAUGAUCAAAAGGGUUGAACCGCGGCUACUUUUCGCUUAACUUUUGUCAAAAAAUUUUGAAAGUUUCAAAAAAAUACUAUUCUUGCAUUAUUACUUGUGUAAAAAUUCUAUCCACACUUUUAGUGAAAUGACCAAUUCAUCUCUCCAGCCGAUGGAGUUUUCCGCACGGCUUCUCGUUUCAAAAAUUAGAGACUUUCAUUUCGCAAAUUACAGAUUCCUCAUGUAAAAAAUUACAGAUUUUCAUUUCAAAGAUUUCCGAAUUUUUCAAAAUUAUUAGCAGAUUUCCAAUCUGCUUCGUUUCGUUUCGUUUCGCAAGUUACACUAAGCCCAAUGCAACACUUAAACGUAACGAAACAAAACAAAUAGUUCUAAUCAUAAUUUUAAGAGAUGACUGUGUUCAUGUGAUAAUUAAUCAUAACACUUAUUGGACAGGAGUAAUACAAAUGACUGCAGUCUGGUACCAGGUCUCGAAGCCAUGUCUUAUUCGGCCAAGCUUUAGCUUUCAUUUUGAAGGUCGUCUGUUUAUGUUUUAGGAUGAUUUGUUUCAUUCGAGCCCACAUGUUAAAUGUUUUUCACUGGUAUGCUUAGUCCUAGAUUUCAUACAUACAUUCCGUAGUACAUGUUUGGCCCGAAAUUAGCAGUCAUCCCCUCUAAAGUCCUCCGCUACUAAUCCUCACACUUGUCAAGCUGUCCGCCAUUUUUAAUAAAAUGGUUACUCUCCCCAGACUCCUCAGCGGCAUCAGUAGUCGUUACCACGCUUCGCGCAGUAAAUAGGUGUUGAUUCAACUUUUUUGGCAAAAAAUCAGAAUUGUAAUUCAGUGAAACCGAUGACUUUAGAGUAAGAUAACAAACAAAAGUGGUUGGGUUAAAAUACCACAUUUCAUGUCUUCUGAGAUCUCAGUUAUUUCUAAAAACUUCUGAUUAAGUAUUAAGGGUUUCGAUUAUAUUUAUAGCAAGGGACUUUCUUUCACAAAUUUUCAAAAAGGUCUUAUUUACAAUCGGAACGAAAACCAAACCAGAGUGCCUUCAAUCAACAUAGCUUCAGUGAAACCGAUGACUUUAGAGUAAGAUAACAAACAAAAGUGGUUGGGUUAAAAUACCACAUUUCAUGUCUUCUGAGAUCUCAGUUAUUUCUAAAAACUUCUGAUUAAGUAUUAAGGGUUUCGAUUAUAUUUAUAGCAAGGGACUUUCUUUCACAAAUUUUCAAAAAGGUCUUAUUUACAAUCGGAACGAAAACCAAACCAGAGUGCCUUCAAUCAACAUAGCUUCAUACAUUCAAUAUGCAAUUUGGAGUUUAUGAUCUUUUCGUGUAGCAUGCGCGCUGUAAGCUUAUAUUUUAAAAGUCUUUGCUAUAUCUAAGCAUUGAAGAGCUUGCUAUUGAUUUUAAUGAUUUUGUAAGCUCCUAUUGAAACAGAGGCAAUAAAAACAGUUUAGAUAAAAGGGAAAGAUGAACGGCAUAUCGGGGUUACUACCACAGAGUUUGCGUUUUCCGCGUUGAAAAUGAAGUACCCUUCAAGAUAAACGCAUUGCGUAAGGCGCGUUUUCUUUGCCACGAUUUCUCUUAAUUUUCCUUCAUAUUUUCUGCUCAUCUAUUCAAUUGUUCAGUUGGUAACAUUGUUGUCCUUGCGGAUUGUAAAUUUCUUUCAGGCGCCUUGAUUGGUCUCUCGCGCUUUUUGAGGGUUGUAUUGAGAAUCAUUUACUUGAUCACAAAAUCGAUCAUAAAUUCAUUCUUUUCGCAGUUAAACCUUGCUGAUAGUUACUUCAUAAAAGUAGCAAUAUAACACAUUUUUUUGCGUUGUAUAACAUGAUAAACCCACUUGGAAGAUAUUGGAAGAACAUUUUAGAGGCUUAGCCCGCGUCAGAGUAAAUCGCUCUGACAGAGGCUAAUGCCAGCUUUAGAAUCCCCCUACGGUGGCCACUUUACAUUAUCAGUUCAGUUGAUGACAGCAAAAUAUCCUAUGUUCAAUCAUCUCAUCAGUUACCUUGGUUACUGAACGACUCAUUACAAAUCUGUCCUGGAUUGGGAAAGAACAUGCCUUUUUUUGUUCUAAUCAAAUAGCUCCAGAAGAAGAGAAGUCACUUGAGGUGGAAGAAUUUUCCUCCAGAUCAACUGAUCAAGACGGUCGCCAGAAGGAGGAGACUGCACGAAAAUUGGAUGAAAGAAAGACUGUCAUCAAGAGGUGCAGUUCAUUUGCAUGUUAUCCACGUUAGUAGAAUUUUAUAUACAUAAAAAAUGAAUAAGUUAUACAAUUAUCCCUAAGGGUGGCUACUAUGCAAUUUCUCCUCACAACAUCACCCCUGAAUCAAACUUUAAGGUCAGGAAAAUAAAUAAAAUGAUCACCCUCCAAUGCAGGUCUAGAUUGUCAAAAGACUUCUCCUCGUCAGCAACUUAAGAAAUGUUUUCAGAAUAGUUUUGAGAAAAUUCAAACUGUAUGAUGUCAGGGUGUAAAGGGUUAACAUGAUUUGCGAAUAUUUGCAUGCGAUGCACAUUAGCGACAUAACAAUCAUAUUAAGCUGAGCUUAAUAAAAGAAAAACUUUCCCUGAGUAGAAUGAACCAUGAUGGUCACAUGCACUAUUGAGAAUUUCGGGAUUAAGAAAAUAGUGGCUAUUUUGAAUGCUGUUCGUAAAAUUUUAAAUAGAAUCUUAUUGAUUCUCUUACUUGAUGAGAUAGCUUAGAUACAAUUUGCACCACAGUUACUCAAAAACCUACAAUUUAUUCCAUAAAAGUAAGUCCACACUUUUAGAAGAAUCGUUACUUCACUGAAUUAGGUACUCUCAAUUCGCGACAUUCGGAAGCGUUGUAUUAGCUAUAGUCCGGUGAUCUAAAGCGUUUUUAAGUUCUUCCCCAAUAUCCGUCCCACGUUAUUUAUACAACGAUAGACCUAUAGAAAGAGUAGUCUUAGGUUGCUUAUAACUUAUUCUUUAACUGCAGUAUUUUUAUAGCUUAGCAUUCCUGCAGAGGGCUAAUAACUGUUCAAAAAAAGCCGAUUCUGUCGCAUAUUCACCCGCAAAAAAGGUACAAAAGACGCCGUUUUGGCCUUGCUCAACGAAGUAGACUGCAUCUUCGUGAUUUGGUUAUUUGAUAGUGACAUCACAUCCGGAAUGUCAACCCUCGAGCUUAAAAUAUCAAAAUGUUACUUUAUGCAUAAGCCUUUCGUCGAUGGAGUAAGAUACAGACAACCAAUUAAUAAAGAUAGCCCAUCACUGAAGUUGAUGAGACCGAGUUUAAAGAGCUGCAAAACCGUCUUGAAAGAGAAACUCACUUUACAUUCAAGACGAAACAUCAUAGCGUUUUCACUCAAACAAAGGCUUGAUAAAUGUAAUUUUGUGAUUAUUUCAGAGGUAAAAUUGCAGACGAGUCAGAGUCUUGGAAUCUUGCAGAAGCUGGUGCAUUCAUCACAUUUAACCUUGGAGCGAUAACAAAAUCCUUGACCAUAACAUGUUCAUUAUGGACCCCCGCAGCCCUUUCUCCGCCCAUUGGUAGUAAUGAGCUCUUGGUAAGCAAUGUGAUUGAACUGUCUCAUGAUGGCCCACCUGAUCUGGAGUUCAUGGAAAAUGCUUCGGGAAGCAUAAAUGUGGCUUUGUUUCACAGUGCCUCUAACUUCAAAGGAUACGAGGUGGUUAUCAAGCAGUUGGUUGACCCCCAAUACAACGAGUGGGAGGAUUUGGAGACAAAAAACGUUUGGCAUUCGUCAGGUACUGAAAUAAUAAAUUUUACCGAUGAGAUCCGUACACAAGUAUCAUUCCAUAGACUUCUUGCUAAUUUCUCAAUUCCUAGUUAGGGUCAUUUAAGGGAGAUGAGGAGCCGGCUUAGUGGUUCGUGCACUUAACUCCAGAUCGACAUUUAUAGUUUCAAGGUGGUGUGUUCUUGGGCAAAACUGAGAAUGGAUUAGAAUGGUAACAUGGAGAUUCUCCCAUACAGACCUCCAGCUUGGUUAAUAGGGACUAACUAAUAAUUAAAACGAAUUACACCUACAGGAAAGUUAUUAACAGUAUCUUUAUCUCAGACUUCCCGCUCUGUGACAAAGAUUGAAGUAAUAGCCAUAACCAAAAAUAUCUAUUGUAGCAUUACUAAUAAUGUUAUUAUGUUACAGUAAAUUCAACCGUUCCCAAUUGGACGUGCCCUUUCGCUGAAGCUGCUUGCUCAAAAACGUGGUUUUCCACGUUUGCAGUAGUCUGGCGCCUCAAGUCUUUUGUCUUUCCUAAUCUUACGUCUGAGACCUCUGAGUUUAUCUGUUCACUGCCAGACUAUCCAAAUGUUAGUGUUGCAAUUCCAUGGAGUUCUUUGCCUACCGAUAGAGACUUUUUUUUAACUCUUAAGGUAUUUAUACCCGAUGUUGCAUUUGUAAGAAAUAAUUAAGAUGAUGAUGAUAAUAAUAAUAAAAUCUAUUUUCAUCUUUAUUGUUAUCAUUAAUAUCAUUAAUACAAUAUCUAUCAUUUAUUUCAUAAGACUUUAUUAGUGAUGAGAAAAAAAAAAAACUUAUUGCCAAGGGGGUGUUAAAUUGAUACAAGCUCAAAUGCUUUGAUCUAAAUUACGGUCGAUAACGGAUUUUAUGAAAAAUAACAUGUUAGUAUGUUCAGAGUGCAUAGAUAGUGCUGAGAAAAGAAUGUUUAAUCAAAUCUAUUUAAUGGCCCUAUUUUAUUUGGGAAACUAUUGGUAGCUAACAAGAGUACCUUGGGUUAACAUAAAUUUCUGAUGUGAUUGUGUUAGCUCUUAAUUUGAGGUGCAAGAGGCGCCAACCAUUGACCACGAUGUAGGUGGAAUGUUUGUUGGUCCGAUUCUUCACAUUUCAUGCUCACACGAUGUGAAGCUGUCAGUGCCAGCAAAAAUCAGCGUCCCGCUGGUACUCACGGACGGUGAAAUAGAGCCAGUGGAGCUGCGUUCAGGUCAGUUGAAGAUACUACAUUUCACGUCAACAGAGAAAUCACAAGAAUGGACUGAUAUCACAGAUCAUUUGGAUAUGCCUGUAGUCCUAAGAAAUGGAAUAGUGACGUUUCAAGUCAAAACUUUCUGCCGGUAAGAUAAAGACGUAGAGCUGUUUACAUUUUUUUUUACAUUUCUUGAAGUAAACCAUUAGUUUUAGAAACGCGAUGUCCGCUUUGUAACUGUUAUGAAACUCCAAAUUUUGUCAGUUCUUAUGCUAUGGGUUUGAAUGUGAUAAUGAGUGCAAAAGAGCACUGAAAAUUAACAUCGAUCGAUUAAUCAAUGUACUCAAAGUACAUCAUACGCCUGGUUUUUGAGAUAUUUUGAUUCCACUGGCGAGUGACUUAAAAAAUAGGAAGCAUCCAAUAAAAAUUCUAAGGAAGUUGAAUAACAAAGAUGCUUGACGUCAAUUUUAUCGCAACAACUGCUCCUCAUAUGUACCAAGGUGAGGUAUACCUACUUGUGAGUAAAAGAACCAUCCCCCCCUCUGCCCUCGUCCUCCACCCCCUCCUUCUCCUUCUCCUUUCUCCCUUGAGCUUCUCUAAGUUAUUAAAGCUGGCUUUAAAAUUAAAAGUUCUCACUGAAAAAAGUUUCUUCUCAAGAGGCCAACACGCUUUCUAAUAAGUGUAGAUGCGUCUUAAAACGUGUAUUUUUUGGUUCAUGACGUGUAGAGUUUUCUGCCAUUCUCUUUCAGGUUUUGGCCCUGGUUGGUGAAGACGUCCGCUAUCAUUCCACGGAAAUAUGCCUCGCUCCUAUACGAGAGAAUCAUGAAACGACACGCUGGGUUUUUAGCUUGCUUAUGCAAGUAUACAGUACCCUCGACAUACUUGCUGGAGUUGUUUUGUUUCCCGCAGCAUUUAAGAUCUGGAGUGGAUAACUAUAUAUCCUCAAGAUAUUUUGUGACUUUGCGUAGAGAAGAAACCUCGCAGAAACCUCUGUCGAGCGGCGAUGAGACAUAUGUUUCUCUUUCAAAUGGAUUUGAAGUGCAUGGGGCGGGAAAUGCAAAGGACAUCGUCUUAAAGUAA
Molecule: messenger RNA, 15931 nt
Organism: Pocillopora meandrina
Lineage: Eukaryota; Metazoa; Cnidaria; Anthozoa; Scleractinia; Pocilloporidae
Source: the annotation of a GenBank genome assembly